Molecule: messenger RNA, 6667 nt
Organism: Callithrix jacchus (white-tufted-ear marmoset)
Lineage: Eukaryota; Metazoa; Chordata; Mammalia; Primates; Cebidae
Source: RefSeq, a predicted model, not a curated record
AGUGGUCCUAUCACUCCCAGCGGUCUCCGCUGCCACAGCCGCCACCUCAGUCGCGAAGCGAUUGCCGGACGGGAGGGCCCUCGCCGGCGUCGUGCUGACGUCACGCGCGUGCUGACGUCGCCGGCGGCCGCGGCCUCUGAAGCGGGCUGGGGCUCGGGGGGCGCCGAGUUUGACUAGUUUGGGGGCCGCUGAGCGCUUGGCGUUGCUCCCGCCGCCCUCUGCGCCCCGCAAGCCGCGCCUCUAGCGGGCUAAGUGAGUCCCGCCCGCUCCCGCGGGGACCCGCACUAGAGGUUGGGCGGCGCUUGGAGAAAGUUGGCGGCUCACAGACUGGCAGGCGGGCGGGCGGGCGGCCGCAGCCAUGGAGCCCCGCAGCAUGGAGUAUUUCAGUGCCCAGGUGCAGCAGAAGGACGUCGGCGGCCGGCUGCAGGUUGGCCAGGAGCUCCUGCUCUACCUCGGCACCCCCGGCGCCAUCCCGGACCUGGAGGAGGACCUGGGCCGCCUGGGCAAGACGGUCGACGCGCUCACCGGCUGGGUGGGUUCGAGCAACUACCGGGUAUCAUUAAUGGGAUUGGAAAUUUUAAGUGCCUUUGUGGACAAAUUAUCAACACGAUUUAAAUCCUAUGUAGCAAUGGUUAUUGUAGCUUUAAUAGACAGAAUGGGAGAUACCAAAGACAAGGUUCGAGAGGAAGCUCAGACUCUGAUGCUGAAGUUAAUGGAUCAAGUAGCACCACCUGUGUACAUUUGGGAGCAGUUGGCUUCUGGUUUUAAACACAAGAAUUUUCGAUCUCGAGAAGGCGUGUGUCUGUGUCUUAUUGAAACCUUAAACAUUUUUGGGGCUCAGCCACUAGUCAUCAGCAAGUUGGUACCACAUUUGUGUGUCCUGUUUGGAGAUUCCAACAGUCAGGUAAGAGAUGCUGCAAUAUCGGCUAUAGUGGAGAUUUAUAGACAUGUGGGAGAAAAAGUGAGGAUGGAUCUUUAUAAGAGAGGAAUUCCCCCUGCUAGAUUAGAAAUGAUAUUUGCCAAAUUUGAUGAAGUGCAAAGUUCAGGCGGUAUGAUUUUGAGUGUCUGCAAAGAUAAAAGCUUCGAUGAUGAAGAAUCAGUGGAUGGAAAUAGGCCGUCAUCAGCUGCUUCAGCCUUCAAGGUUCCUGCACCUAAAACAUCCGGAAAUCCUGUCAACAGUGCAAGGAAGCCUGGUUCAGCAGGUGGCCCUAAGGUUGGAGGUACUUCUAAGGAAGGAGGCGCUGGAGCAGUUGAUGAAGAUGAUUUUAUAAAAGCUUUUACAGAUGUCCCUUCUAUUCAGAUUUAUUCUAGUCGAGAACUUGAAGAAACAUUAAAUAAAAUCAGGGAAAUUUUGUCAGAUGACAAACAUGACUGGGAUCAGCGUGCCAAUGCACUGAAGAAAAUUCGAUCACUGCUUGUUGCUGGAGCUGCACAGUAUGAUUGCUUUUUUCAACAUUUACGCUUGUUGGAUGGAGCACUUAAACUUUCAGCCAAGGAUCUUAGAUCCCAGGUGGUUAGAGAAGCUUGCAUUACUGUAGCCCACCUUUCAACAGUUUUAGGAAACAAGUUUGAUCAUGGCGCUGAAGCCAUUGUACCUACACUUUUUAAUCUGGUCCCCAAUAGUGCAAAAGUCAUGGCAACUUCUGGAUGUGCAGCAAUCAGAUUUAUCAUUCGGCAUACUCAUGUACCCAGACUUAUACCUUUAAUAACAAGCAAUUGCACAUCAAAAUCAGUUCCAGUGAGGAGACGUUCAUUUGAAUUUUUAGAUUUAUUGUUACAGGAGUGGCAGACUCAUUCAUUGGAAAGACAUGCAGCCGUCUUGGUUGAAACUAUUAAAAAGGGAAUUCAUGAUGCCGAUGCUGAGGCCAGAGUGGAGGCAAGAAAGACAUAUAUGGGUCUUAGAAACCACUUUCCUGGUGAAGCUGAAACAUUAUAUAAUUCCCUUGAGCCAUCUUAUCAGAAGAGUCUUCAAACUUACUUAAAGAGUUCUGGCAGUGUAGCAUCUCUUCCACAAUCAGACAGGUCCUCAUCUAGCUCACAGGAAAGUCUUAAUCGCCCUUUUUCAUCCAAAUGGUCUACAGCAAAUCCAUCAACCGUGGCUGGAAGAGUAUCAGCUGGCAGCAGCAAAGCCAGUUCCCUUCCAGGAAGCCUGCAGCGUUCACGAAGUGACAUUGAUGUGAAUGCUGCCGCUGGUGCCAAGGCACAUCAUGCUGCAGGACAGUCUGUGCGAAGCGGGCGGUUAGGUGCAGGUGCCCUGAAUCCAGGUUCCUAUGCAUCUCUAGAGGAUACUUCUGAAAAGCUGGAUGGAACAGCAUCUGAAGAUGGCCGGGUGAGAGCAAAACUUUCAGCACCGCUUGCUGGCAUGGGAAAUGCCAAGGCAGAUUCUAGAGGAAGAAGUCGAACAAAAAUGGUGUCUCAGUCACAGCCUGGUAGCCGGUCCGGGUCUCCAGGAAGAGUUCUGACCACAACAGCCCUGUCCACUGUGAGCUCUGGUGUUCAAAGAGUCCUGGUCAAUUCAGCCUCAGCACAAAAAAGAAGCAAGAUACCACGGAGCCAGGGCUGUAGCAGAGAGGCUAGUCCAUCUAGGCUUUCAGUGGCCCGAAGCAGUCGUAUUCCUCGACCAAGUGUGAGUCAAGGAUGCAGCCGGGAAGCUAGUCGGGAGAGCAGCAGGGACACAAGUCCUGUUCGCUCUUUUCAGCCCCUCGCCUCCAGACACCAUUCCAGAUCAACUGGUGCCCUCUACGCCCCCGAUGUGUAUGGGGCCUCAGGUCCAGGUUAUGGGAUCAGCCAAUCGAGUCGACUGUCGUCUUCUGUUAGUGCCAUGCGAGUCUUGAACACAGGUUCUGAUGUGGAGGAGGCGGUAGCAGAUGCCUUGCUCUUAGGAGACAUACGGACUAAGAAAAAACCAGCUCGAAGAAGAUAUGAAUCAUAUGGAAUGCAUUCCGAUGAUGAUGCCAACAGCGAUGCAUCUAGCGCUUGUUCAGAACGCUCCUAUAGUUCUCGAAAUGGUAGUAUUCCUACAUAUAUGAGGCAGACGGAAGAUGUGGCAGAAGUCCUCAACAGAUGUGCUAGUUCCAAUUGGUCAGAAAGGAAGGAAGGUCUCCUAGGUCUGCAGAACUUACUGAAAAAUCAGAGAACACUAAGUCGAGUUGAACUGAAAAGAUUAUGUGAAAUUUUCACAAGAAUGUUUGCUGAUCCCCAUGGCAAGGUAUUCAGCAUGUUUUUGGAGACUCUAGUGGAUUUCAUACAAGUCCACAAAGAUGAUCUUCAAGAUUGGUUGUUUGUGCUGCUGACACAGCUACUGAAAAAAAUGGGUGCUGAUUUGCUUGGAUCUGUUCAGGCAAAAGUUCAGAAAGCCCUUGAUGUUACAAGAGAAUCUUUUCCAAAUGAUCUUCAGUUCAAUAUUUUAAUGAGAUUUACGGUUGAUCAGACCCAAACACCAAGCUUAAAGACAGUCAAGCCAGCACUUCGGGACCAGCUUCACUCUUUUUGGAGCUCCAAGGUGAAAGUUGCUAUCCUUAAAUACAUAGAAACUCUGGCCAAACAGAUGGAUCCAGCAGAUUUUAUAAAUUCUAGUGAAACUCGCUUAGCAGUAUCUCGGGUCAUCACUUGGACAACAGAACCCAAAAGUUCUGAUGUUCGGAAGGCAGCACAGUCAGUGCUGAUAUCAUUAUUUGAACUCAAUACCCCAGAGUUUACAAUGUUAUUAGGAGCUUUACCAAAAACUUUUCAGGAUGGUGCUACCAAGCUUCUUCAUAAUCACCUUCGAAACACUGGCAAUGGAACCCAGAGUUCCAUGGGGAGUCCUUUGACAAGACCAACACCACGAUCACCAGCUAACUGGUCCAGUCCUCUUACUUCUCCUACCAAUACAUCACAGAAUACUUUAUCUCCAAGUGCAUUUGAUUAUGACACAGAAAAUAUGAACUCUGAAGAUAUUUAUAGCUCUCUUAGAGGUGUUACUGAAGCAAUCCAGAAUUUCAGCUUCCGUAGCCAAGAAGAUAUGAAUGAGCCAUUGAAAAGGGAUUCUAAAAAAGAUGAUGGCGAUUCAAUAUGUGGUGGUCCUGGGAUGUCUGACCCAAGAGCAGGAGGUGAUGCUACUGACUCAAGCCAAACAGCUCUUGAUAAUAAAGCUUCAUUGCUCCAUUCGAUGCCUACUCACUCCUCUCCACGCUCUCGAGACUAUAAUCCAUAUAACUAUUCAGAUAGCAUCAGUCCCUUCAACAAGUCAGCCCUCAAGGAAGCCAUGUUUGAUGAUGAUGCUGACCAGUUUCCUGACGAUCUUUCCCUAGACCAUUCUGACCUAGUCGCAGAGUUGUUGAAGGAGCUGUCUAACCACAAUGAACGUGUAGAAGAAAGAAAAAUCGCCCUCUAUGAACUUAUGAAACUGACACAGGAAGAAUCUUUUAGUGUUUGGGAUGAACACUUCAAAACAAUAUUGCUUUUAUUGCUUGAAACCCUUGGAGAUAAAGAGCCUACAAUCAGGGCUUUGGCAUUAAAGGUUUUAAGAGAAAUCCUAAGGCAUCAACCAGCAAGAUUUAAAAACUAUGCAGAAUUGACUGUCAUGAAAACACUGGAAGCACAUAAAGAUCCUCAUAAGGAGGUGGUGAGAUCUGCUGAAGAAGCAGCAUCAGUGUUGGCCACUUCAAUUAGUCCAGAGCAGUGCAUCAAAGUGCUUUGUCCUAUCAUUCAGACUGCAGAUUACCCAAUUAAUCUGGCUGCAAUCAAAAUGCAAACAAAAGUGAUAGAGAGAGUGUCCAAGGAAACCCUUAACCUGCUUUUGCCAGAGAUUAUGCCAGGUCUAAUACAGGGUUAUGAUAAUUCAGAGAGCAGUGUUCGGAAAGCUUGUGUCUUCUGUCUGGUGGCUGUUCAUGCGGUAAUUGGUGAUGAGCUAAAACCACAUCUCAGUCAACUCACUGGCAGUAAAAUGAAGCUACUGAAUCUUUAUAUCAAACGUGCACAAACGGGUUCUGGAGGAGCUGAUCCCACUACUGAUGUUUCUGGACAAAGUUAGUGAAGCUCGUCAAAGCGAACCAGGUCUCAAAAGAAAGGACAGAUAGACCACCCUCAUCAAUGAAAGGAAAUUCUCAAACACAUCCUUUGGAACUUACUAUUGUUUCCCAGUUUUAGUUUGUUCUUUUGUUUUGUUUUGUAUUUUCUGUAACAGAGGACUAUCCUCAGUCUGCAUGUAACUUUUAUGAUAGUUAUUCCAAAUUCAAGAAGAAGCAGUAUUAACAUCAAUUGAUCGAUACAAAGUAAUUUUUAAUCUAAUUCAUCAUUUCACAUGUUUGUACUUUGUCUUCCCAUUAACUUUGCCAGUGUUAUGAUUGUAUAAAUUUUUUUUAAUGCUGGUUAAACCGGAAUGCUUAAAGCUUUAAAAGUUUUAACAGUCUAAAACAUUUUUGCCUUUAUUCAACUGCAGAAUAAUAUUUUUAUUGCUACUUUAGUUUUGUUCCGUAUCAUGUCCUAUGCUAGAAAUAUUUAAAUGAUGUGAAACAAAGCAGGACUAAUUUGAACUACAGCUGGACUCUGUUUGUGUAAUGGUGAUACAUGUCAUUAGUUGCAACUUCUUUGGGGUGAUCUGUAGUUUGAAAACUAAAACCUCAAAGACAGAUGUUACAGAAUCAGCCAGUUCUGUAAAACUGAUAUUGUUUGUUGGUUAUUGAUCUUGCCAUCUUUAUUUAAAACCAUGUCCCUUCUAUGAUCCCUUAAGAAAGCUGCACCAAAUCAUCUGCCUGUUUUUUUCUUGAUACCGAAAUAGAAGGUUUUAUUGCAGGGUUUUUUUUGGUUUGUUUAUAUCUUUGUUGUGAAUGAUGCUUUUUUUGUAUUUAUUAAUAUCAAAUUCACUUAUGAAUAAACUUGCUAAAGGAAACAGACAAAAAAAAUCAAGUGCGUGUGUGUCCUUGACCGUCUUCUGUAUCUCACGUAAUAAACAAACUAAUUAUUGAGACAUGGGAGUGACCAGCACCUUUUCUUUAAAUGGUGGAACCUGGUUUCCUUUUACCAUGAAAUUGUCUUACUUGAAAAUAUUGAUCCUGAUGAGAGAGAAGAUGGUGCCAAGGCUAUCUUAGUAUAAUGGGCUCAAAUUCUCUACCUCUUCAGGGCUAAUACUUUUAACUGAGCUGCUGCCUAUAUUGUCUUUUGGAAAACUACUUAAAGGGUGAUUUUUCUGUUACUUUUUAACAAAUUUUUUUAAUCACCUUUUGCUACACCCGUUCUUUUCAUGUGCAGCCGACUUUCAAAGAUUACCACUUUUGGUGAAAGGCCAAAUUAGAUAAUUUGGAACCAGGAUACUAAUGAUUUCUCAUCUUCACUUUUUUUUAAUCCUAAUAUAAAGUGAAUUUGAUUGAAAAGGCAAAUAGCUAUUAGGGAAGCAAUUUGCUAUUGUUACAGAGUUAUCUGUACUUUCUUUGUUUAAUUGAAAAAAAUGUAGAAAUGUAUGUAAAGAAUUUAAGACAAGAAUACUGAAUGGAUGAUUUGUCAUAGGCUUUCCCCUUCCUUUGUUUCUGUUCUAGCAGCAGGCAAAGUUUCUCUAUUUCUUCUCCCUCUACCUGUAACAAUUUUGUUUUCUACUGUUAAUUACAUUGUGUAUUUAUAGUUCUAUGCUUACUGUUGUGCAUAUACUGGCAAUAAAACUGUACAUAACAUUACUUGAAAAAGUUAAUAA